Messenger RNA from Nylanderia fulva, 6282 nucleotides. Lineage: Eukaryota; Metazoa; Arthropoda; Insecta; Hymenoptera; Formicidae. The record is from RefSeq and is a predicted model, not a curated record.
UCCCUCUUUCUCGAGCCCUCUCUUUCUAUCUUUCGACUCUCUACCCUUUCUCUCAUUCACACAUUUUCUAUUCUCCCCGUUUUUUUGUCAAACACAACAAACGCGCCAACAUUCUCUCUCCGUUUUUUCUCAUCGUCUUCCCUUCUUUCUCCAUCUCGCUUCUUUCCUCUUCUCAUCUCUAUUUUUCUAUCCUUGUCUCUCACCUUCUUCCGCGUUCGCGCCUGCGAAAUACGCGCGACGGAAUUCCGCGGCCGUCUGUCAGCGCAAUCAGCAACACCAGCAACAGACCUAACGACAGCAUCAUCAGCGGUCCAAGGUAGUCAACGGUAGCAGCAGCAGCAGCGCUCGAACUAGCCACGCCAGCGCCUCACGUACCAACAGGCGCGCGAGUAUCUAUUUAUAAUUUCGUCAAACGUAACGGAGGACGAAACUGAACGUCAUACCGCGUACGACCACCUACGCCAGCUGCGAGGAAAGCGAACGCCGAGUGUGAGAUCUGGCGGAGACCGCGAGGGUGACGCGGCGCGGCGCGGCCGCGCCUUUAAACCGCGUAGCCGAAAGACGUAAUAGGUUGAUCGCGUGCGACAUCCUCUCGUCGUAAAGUUCAAGGAUUCGAGCCUGGUUUGUUGACCGAAUUUUUGCCCGAAUCCGUCUACCCUUGAGAGAGCGUGUGCCAUCGAUAUUUCUCUCCGCGACGAAUCUCGCAUCCGCGCACUCUCUCUCUCUCCCUUUCUCUCCUAUCGCGACACCGACCAGUCGAUCCGCGCGCGCGGCCACCCCGUCGAGAGAGAAGAGAGGGUGGUGGAGGGCGCCGCGCGAUAGAGGGUGACACGACGGUAAAGUGAUAUCGUGACGCGGGUGGUGUAUCGACGAAGAGGAUCGACGAGGAAACGAUCAGCGGAGUCAUCAGGAAGCGGAAGAAGGCGGGAAAUGGGCAAGGUAUCAUGCGCAACAUCAUCGGGAACGUAACCCUUCGCGCGUUGGGGUCCGUCGCAGUUCAGUGUCGUCGCGCGACGUCGCCAUCAUCGUCGGCGUAGUAGCGCCUCGCCCCAGGCUCGAGGAACCUUGCUCGGCGAGACCCCGAUCGCGUACCUAUGUGUCCGUCCGCGAAGAGUUCGUGAAGACACUUCCGCGACGACGUGAGGGCUUCUUACCCUAUUCGGCUGAGGUGCGCGCUGGUGCGAGCAUGCGGGCUUCGGGCGAGGCCCGGCGAGGCGGCCCCGCGGGUGGACCGGGCUAAAGGAACGAUCGCAUAUCGGGAGGGACACUCGCGAACGCGGGCACGGUGCAUCCGCGGCCGUGCCCGCACUCGCACUCCCUUAUCUCGGCGCCGCGCCGCGCCGGCCACGCGCCGAUCAGACUGAUCCUGAGGACGCGGGAAGCGAGCUGGACUCGCUUUCGGACGCAUGGAACAUGAUAGAGAUGUCGAGUGGACUCGGUGCAACUGCAAUGGGGAUCGGUGUUAGUCACGGGACAGGCGGCGAGGGUGUAGCUAGUGGUUGUCGCCUCCGUGCACAGAACCAAGGCCAGGCCUCGGGAUCCACGAUGCAGCACAGUAAUCCGCAGCAGUCGUCUCAACAGCAGCAACAGUCGCAACAGCAGCAGCAACAGCAGACGCCUGCGUCACAGCAGCAGUCGCAACAACAACGUCAGGCGGUCAUGGGCCGCUCGAAGAAGGACAACUGUUGCCUAUGCUGGUGCUGUUGUUGCAGUUGCUCGUGUAGGAAUAAAUGUUUGGCGGCAGUCGGUGGUAAUUCGACGAGCACAGGAGCGGGUGAUCAGAGCAAGAAGAAGGGCAACGCCGGCGUCGGCGGCGAACAUGGAAGCGGCAUCGGCGUCACUGAUCUCGCGGGUACAGGUGCGGGUAACGGUCUCGACGGACUCGACGGCCUCGAUGGCGGCCUGGAGUGUUGCUUGGAAGAGGUCCGAGCCUGGGGCUCGUCCUUCGACAAACUGAUGAGAAGCGCCGCCGGACGCAAGCUCUUCCGAGAGUUCCUCGUGAGCGAAUACAGCGAGGAGAAUAUCGCCUUCUGGCUGGCCUGCGAACAACUCAAGCGAGAGAGCAAUCCCGAGACGAUCGAGGAGAAGGCGCGCUACAUUUACGAGGAUUACAUAUCCAUACUUUCGCCGAAGGAAGUGAGUCUAGACUCGCGGGUGCGGGAGAUCGUGAACCGCAACAUGGUGGAGCCUACGCCGCACACUUUCGACGAGGCGCAGCUACAAAUCUACACCCUUAUGCAUCGGGACUCGUAUCCGCGUUUCGUCAACAGCGAUAUUUACCGGAGGGUAGCCAGAUUAAAUAGUAGCGGCCCGCCCAGCCCGAGCGCCGAUAAGGAGCACGGUAGUGGGAAGUCGAAAGGCAAGCGAGGGGCAACGUAAUCGUGACGGGUGGUUUAGGGACAUUGGGGAGCGCGGACCAAGACCUCCAAAAUCAACCUUCAGACCAGAUCAUGCGUCGAUCGGCCGAGAGCCGUUCGGCGGCGAGUUCGCGACCGGCAUUACUCCUCUCGAUGGAGAGCCUCCGUCGAGAUAAGGAAUCAUUGCCCGAGCGGACAUGGCCAAUGGAGCUAAUCCCUCUCAGGAGGAAGCCAUCCCGAUCGGGUGGACGACGACGAGCUUUCUGAUCGCUCGUCGGAGCUUGUUCAGUGAUUCGCUCUUCCACGCGAAGGCGCAACGGGGCCACGUAAUCGCGCUCGUCAUUGCACAUGAGCCAUUACAACACCGAUGAUGAUGAAUAACGUUGAUGAUGAUGAUGAUGAUGAUGAUGAUGAUGAUGAUGAUGAUAGAUUGAACGUACGACGGAAUCGCGGUCGCGGUCGAUCGCGUAGAUCACAAAUCGUAGCCGAAGAAAGGAAGGUCACGCGAUCGCUCGGGGAUGACGAACACCGUCGAUCUUCGAGUCACACAAUCCAACCCUCGUCGCCGUUGUAGUUCAGAAGGUCGACUUGAGCUUGCGAGCUUCUUCCUCUCUUUCGCUCUUCUCGGAUUGAAAAGCGAAUUCGAUUGGAAUCGCAUAGCUUGUGUGUCUCACGAUUCGUUACAAAUAGUUAAAAUAUCUCUUCGUUUCUUAGCAACUGUUGGAAGAAAUAAAAGAAGAAAAAUUAGAAAAACUCUUUUAGCUAUUUUUCAAUCAAGUAUACACGUAAAAUAGGGAUAUAUAAAUGCGAUUCCAACUGAACUCGCCGUACCAAAGGAGUUGACCACCAGGUUUCAAUCUAAUAUAUAUGCGACAAAAUGAGAUGUUCGUAAUAUGUAGCACACGAUUGCAGCUAUCUGAGGUGUUUGAUUGAAGCGAUGAUGAUAAUUGCUGCGUACUUCUAGUCGUCCACUCGAAAUUCUGCGAGAAUAUACAAUUUUUCCCGCAAGAGACAAGUGCUAUGAGCUCAUAAAUCGAUACUUGGCGAAACAAUGGAUACUCAUUCUCUCUCAGAACGCUCUUGAAUGGAUCUCAUCGAUCGUGUCUCCUGUGAACUUACAGAUAGAUUAACGCGCGUAGCAAAGGCUCGUCGAGAGUAUAGAUUUAAUCUGCUCAAGAUCGAAUUCGCCGGUUGCUCUCUUUCUCCUGUUUCCGCGACGUUUUAUCUUCCACGAUCGGAAGAAAAUCGAGUCUCAAACGUUGUAAUACAGCCCGCUGUAACGUCAGGGUAACGCAUCGUAAACGUAACGUAUUUUUUAUGAUCGCGCAUUUUUCUAUAAUCACCAGUAGUUCGCGUCCGAGUCUUUCUCCUCGGGAAAGAUGGGGUCGCGAAAUCAUAUGUACUUAUUCAGAAAGAUGAGAAGAGCGUCGGGAAAGAGAGAGGAAGGGGGAGAAACAGAGGGAGAUUGCGAUUCUCCGUCAAGCAUAUCGGCACCUUCGCUUCCAUCGCGCUUUCAAAGGGUCGGAUGGAUCUUCUGGUCGCUUCUGGUGCGUCAUCCCCAUGGCGGAUAUCGAGCUACUGCCAGCGAGAACACACCAAAAGAUCGAACGUGCGUCGAAGCCAACCAAUAUGACGAUCUCUCUCAUCAAAGAGAGGACUCAACUCAAUCAACACAUGUUACGUACAAACGCGCACACGACCACACAAACACACGCACAUAUACAUACAUAUAUAUAUAUAUAUAUAUAUAUAUGCAUAUAUAUAUAUAUUUACGCAUACAGGAGACGCACACACGCUGACGCAACGCGCGUACGCUCGUGUAGAAUCUAGUCAUCGUCACGCGAAAAUGCGAUUCGGGAAUACGCGUGAUUGUGGAAGAAAAAGGCGGCCUAAACACGAGAAAAAUACCAAGUGUCCCUCGAACUCACGUGAAAUCAAGGCUUCGAAAUUAGACUGUCAUCAUUGAUGCGAAUCAGAAAGAAAGAGGAAAAACAAGAGUGAUGAGAUGAAAGAAAGAGAGAGAGAGAGAGAGAGAGAGAAAGAGAGUGAAAGAGAGGAGUAAAACGGCGAAAAGCGGUGAGUCGUCGCGGCGCGAACGCAAUUCUUAGCACUAAUUUUCAUAAGUAUAUAAGUACGGAAUAGAAUCUAAAAUAAAAAAUAAAAAAGAAUCACGACGACUCGAUUCGCGCCGCGAUGUCUGCUCGCCGCCAGGAUUUCUUCUCGGCCGCGAUGCGCUUGAAUAGCUCGUCACAUGGACAAUUCGCUAUCGGGGAUUUAGCUUUCGUUUCCAAAAAAAUCUUGCAAUUCUCCUUGUAGGUAGGUUUACGUCUGAGAUUUAUCGCGUGGCACCGUAUAGUAUUACGACAACGGUAAGUAAUGUAAGCGCGCUGAAGAGAAUUUGUAUCAGAUAUUGCGUUACAAUGAGAGCGCACGUUGGCGGAGAAGUGUCAGAAUCGUGGAACUAAUGUUAAAUGUAAAUCUAACUUAAUAUAAUGUCUCCCUUCCCCAAGAAAUCCCCCGGCGUUUAUACUUGUGUCAGCCACAUGUUUCGUUGAAUGAAAAUGUCAGACGUAAACUUGCUACCGCUGUUCGCAUCUCGUCAUGAGAGAUCGAUCUUUGCGUCGCGAUCGAGAAGAGAGCGACGUUUGGCCGAGGCGUAUCGUAAGCUCAAAAAUGAAAACAAAAUGACUCGUAUAGCUUUUUCUUUCCUCGUGGAACUUAUCGACGAACAAACGGGGGAUAUUUGCCGUCAUCAAUAAAACGACCAAAAAGAGCGGUGAAGUUCGAGCGCAUCGCGGCGCGUCCGUGCAAUCUCCAUUCGCGAUAUAGAUCGGUAAAUACACAUCGCGAUAUGUCAAACGUAUAUACAUAACACACACAAAAGGCGCACGUGCUCUCCUGAGGAUCAUCGAAAUGACGAGGAGGGCGAGACGACAUAUACAUAUACGAGCGCGCAUCUCUCUAGUCAAAUCGUCGACAUCGUCGCGAGCGGACAGCACAAGCGACAACACUCGCACAGUCAGUCAGCGUUUGGCUACUGCCCUGUAGAUAAUAUAUAGAUAGGUAUAUAAUGAACGAAGAGGAUUAAUGAUUAUAAAUAUAAAUAUAUAUAUAUAUAUAUAUAUAUAAAUAUGAAAAAAGAGAGAAAAGAAAUAUAUAUAUAAAUAUACAGAAAAACAAUGUGCUAUGUUCCACAUAGGUGCAGAAUGCGAGCGUGCGGGAAUAAAUAUAACAGUGAGAAAGAGAGAAUGUGAGAGAAUGAGGCGCGAUUCUCUCUUUUUAAUCUUCGAUUUCUUUGUUCGACGCGAGGACAGCCCGUUUGCCGCGAAAAUCGAAAGACGGUAAAUUAGGGGAUAUCUUUCCAAAUCGAUCUUAAUUUUAACAUUGACGAUAAACACCGUACUCGCGCGACACCGAAGCGGACGACGAACGUGAUAUGAUGAAGAUCGUAAGCAGUGAAAAUUGCGCAAUUAGAUCGAGAGGAGGAGAGGAUAGAGCGAUAAUACAAUAUACGUAUAAAUAGGUGUAAAUGUCCCUUUAAGACCUGUGAAUGCCUUAUUAUUAUUAUCUUCCUUAAUUAUUAGUGUCUUCAUAAUUAUUCCUUAUUACUGCUACUGUGUGAUUCUGCAUUAAAUUUCUUAUUAUAAACCCUUUAUAUAGGUACAGAGAUUUAAUUGCUUUUACUUGCUGCGAUUUUGCAAGUAAAUCGCAAAGAGUAUGUGAUAUAGAAAUUUUGUGAUAUAGAAUGUCGAAGAGAAAUGCUCGAACUCGUCGCUCUCUCUUCUCUUACCUCCAGCAGGGCUAUUCAUUUAGGAUCUCAACGUGGCUUCCGGAGGCCUCGCGUCGGCAUCGUCGAUGAAAUUAAGCGGUGAGAUUGCUCGAACGUCGUCUUCACUAAUAAACGCACAAUUUUCUCAACCUUCGA